Colletotrichum lupini is the source of this 1470-nucleotide messenger RNA. RefSeq lists its product as uncharacterized. Gene Ontology annotation, molecular function: protein binding. Bases 1 to 1470 code for a protein of 489 amino acids. The transcript has 2 exons. The record is from RefSeq and is a predicted model, not a curated record. Lineage: Eukaryota; Fungi; Ascomycota; Sordariomycetes; Glomerellales; Glomerellaceae.
AUGGCUUUGAUUGUACUCCUAGCGGCAAUGCCGCAUCUCAUUCGGUCUAAUAGAUCGUACAGAGAAAUUGCAGCUCGACGGAAAGACAAUUGUCCAGAAACAAAUCCUUUCCAUGAGGCUCAAGCUGAAUCGCAAAACUUGUCUUUAGCUCCACACACAACAGCCAACGCAUGUGAAGAGUCACUACAAGCAUUAGACUCGAGCGCCAAAGUUUCGCAGCCUAUCGAUGGGCUGAAAAAAGAUCCGGCGCAGCCUCUAGUCUUGCGCCGCUUCUUUCGAUGGAUAAAAGCUUUGCCGAGUCACCCGAAGAAGGAGAAGCCGGACUUAGGACCCGGUCUCGAUCACGCCCUGCCACUCAACCUGCACCUGGCCAUCGCCAAACACCUCACUAUGGCCGAACGCGUGGCCUUGGCAUUGACGAGCAAAAGAAUGCUGGCAAUCAUGUCAAACGAGCAGUUUUGGCUAAAUCGGGGGUCUAGUGAACGUCUGGAUCUAUUGAAGCUACUAGAGAGGGACGCCAUCAACACACGCAGGGAGAUUCUUUGUUUGCCCUGUCAGAUUUUCCAUGAUCCCGUCUUAUCGGUUCCGCCAGUCGACCACAGCUCAAGUUGGGCGCCGACCGAAUCAGAUCGCCCCUGCGUCAAAGCAGUCUCAGAGGACCAGCACCAGAGAUUGUCGUCUCCCUACCUUCCAUACGAUUUUCAUUUCAAUAUGGUCAAGGCCUUCCUAUUUUCAAAACGCGAUAAAAGGGGCUUCUUUCAAUCAAUACUCCUAGAACAGGCUACUAUUUGGGGUUACUGCUAUAAAAGAGAGGAAGCCAACGUCCAACAAGGCUUUGAAUGUAGGGUGUCAAGCGAAGGGGAUUUGCUAGUGAAGACGACUACGAGACUCUUUGCUUGCCGCGACCCAAACCAGACGAAGGAUAAAGUUCGAUUCGCCGUUGGAAUUCUCAAACGAGCCGAGCUUACAACAUACUGCAAACACGUUGACUGGAUAGACACAUACCCCUUCAUAUUCGACUACGAUGGACUCCUUGCCGAUCAGAGCAAACUUCACGCAUACCGCGCUUCGAAAGGGUACGGAUACGAUCCGGCGAAGAAAAUUCGCGACAUUUGGAACCCAGCCGUCAAGCCGCGAUAUGGACCCAAAAACCACAUAUCGAUCACACACUGCGAGUCUUGUUAUACGAAUUACGAGUACGAAUGGAAGGACACCGAGGACGGAAGUCGCAUCGUUUUUCUCAUCUCGUACAAAAGUCUAGGCAAGGGCAUGGAUACGAAUGAUCCCAAGUGGUCAUCCCAUUUCCACGACCAUGUCCCUGAUGCAAAAGCCGAGCCUCGCAACUCCCACUACGACGGAUUCACUCGGUGGCCUAACUAUCAUUGGCAGGAGAAAGCUGAUGAGGCAUUCAAGCUGCUCACCACAUGUCAAUCCAUUAAGCGAUUGCUUGUCAACAUACCGCUCUACUAA